GCAAUCUUUCCCAGAGAUAACCAUGUUUCUAGCUAGGAGCUGCCUAUAAAUACUGGGCUUACACUGCUCUUGCCAACACUCUGUGACUCUUUCCCUUUGAAGAGCAAAAAGAUGGCCACCAGAACAUCUCAGAUGGAACGCAACAUAGGCACCAUCAUCGACACCUUCCAUCAAUACUCUAGGAGGGAAGGACACCAUGAUACCCUGAGCAAGAAGGAAUUCAGAGACCUGGUGAAAAUGGAGUUGGCAACCUUUAUGAAGAAGGAGAACAGAAGUGAAGCGAUCAUAAAUGACAUCAUGGAGGACCUGGACACAAACCAGGACAAUCAGCUGACCUUUGAGGAGUCUAUGAUGCUGAUGGCAAAGUUGGUCUUUGCCUGUCAUGAGAAGCUGCAUGCGAACAACCCACGUGGGCAUGGCCACAGCCAUGGCAAAGGCUGUGGGAAGUAAUUAGGAGGUCAGCCAUAUGACAUCUGCCCAAUCAAGUCUAAAGGGAAUAGCUUACUAAAUGGCCCUUGGUUCUGGGGCUGGGAAAUGAUAAAUAAAUAAAUACAGUCUUUAUCCA
This is a messenger RNA of Mastomys coucha (southern multimammate mouse), 565 nucleotides long. RefSeq names its product S100 calcium binding protein A9 (gene S100a9). Gene Ontology annotation, biological process: neutrophil chemotaxis; endothelial cell migration; antimicrobial humoral immune response mediated by antimicrobial peptide. Gene Ontology annotation, cellular component: cytoplasm; extracellular exosome; nucleus. Gene Ontology annotation, molecular function: calcium ion binding. The coding region runs from base 112 to 450 and encodes 112 amino acids. The record is from RefSeq and is a predicted model, not a curated record. The transcript is spliced from 3 exons. Lineage: Eukaryota; Metazoa; Chordata; Mammalia; Rodentia; Muridae.